Molecule: messenger RNA, 2786 nt
Organism: Culex pipiens pallens (northern house mosquito)
Lineage: Eukaryota; Metazoa; Arthropoda; Insecta; Diptera; Culicidae
Product: MICOS complex subunit Mic60
Exons: 7
Coding region: 130-2346 (738 amino acids)
Biological process (GO): cristae formation
Cellular component (GO): MICOS complex
Source: RefSeq, a predicted model, not a curated record
CAUCCCCGUCGUCGCUGUCGGAUUGCGAUCCGUUUUUUGCUGAGUCGCUUCUUUUUUCUCCGUGCUGCGGUCAGGUGCGUGAGUGAGUGUCUCGCGGAGUUCUUCGCCUGGAGGAAUCGGGAUUCGGCCAUGUAUCGCUUGCUAGUGCAGAAAACGGUCCUGAACGGGGCCAAGCGUCAGAGCAACCAUGUUCUGCGUAGCCUCAGCACAAGAGGAGGAGUUCCGGAGUUUCGGGAAGCCGGUUUCGGCAAGGUGCUGGUUUUGCUGUCGCCGUUCCUGAUCGGCGGAGGAGUGGUGACCUACGCCAAAUACGACAACGAGUUCCGCAAGACGCUAGUCAGCAACGUACCGGCGUUGGAACCGGUGCUGAAGGUGUUGCUGCAGGAAGAAAACCCGCUGGACGAUGUUACGAAGAAGCUGGACGAAAUUUCCAGCACCAUCAGCGGUUACACCUCGAGCAUCACCGGAUUCUUCACCGGUGGCGAGUCGGAGAAGCAACCGGAGAAAAAGCCCGACCUGCCACCGAUGACCCGUUCCAAGUCGGUUCACGUGCCCGUUCCAUCUCCACCAAUGCCCAAGCCGGAACCAAUUGUGGAAAAGUCCAGCACACCGGCAAAGUCGGCUCCUGUCGUAGAGAAAGCAAAGCCCGCACCGGUCACGAAACCAGCGGCAGCGGCUCCCAAGGCCGCAGCUCCGGCAGCAGCUGCCGCCACCGCGGCAUCCGCUCCCAAACCGAUCUCGGCUAGUCACGGUGAAGAAGUGCCCAAGUCGAUCAGCGAGCUCGAGCGUCAAAUCGAUAUCGCCGCUGCAACGGCCAUCAAAGAGUACGGCAAGGCCGUCCAGGUGCUGAAGGCUUACACGGAGGAGGUGAAGAAGGUCGUCGAUGAAUCCGUCGACAAGCUGGACACGACGAGCUGGGUGUUGCUGCGUAAUCGUACCAGUGCCCGGGACAGCGCGCUGAAGGCCGCUGAGGAUGCCGCCGAAGAUGCUCGCGAGAACAUUGAAAAGCUGCACCGUCUGCUGGACAGCAAGGACAUCAAGUGUUCCGACGAGCUUAAGGGCAAGGCCCGCGAAAACAUCGCCGCCUAUUUGGAACAUCUGAAGAAGGCCAAGGCGGACGUCUUCAAGGCACGCGAUUUGGCCACGUACGGUGAAAAGUACUGGAAGAACGUGGAGUCGGCCAGAAACUUCUUCAUCGACGAGAUUGAAUCGCUCUUCCCUGGCAUCAACUUGACGGAGAAAAAGUUGAACAUUUCCAAGGAUGACCUGGACCUGUUCAUUGUGCACGCCUUCACGCAGGUGGUCGCCCACCAGAAAGAACUGCAAAAGCUGCAGAUCGAGGGUGAUCAGCAGUUGAAGCGAGCCCUGGAGGCCGUUCGAGGAAGCGACCAGAGCGAAGCCGUCAAGUCACAGCUGGAGUACGAGAUUGCCAAGGAGCGCCGCGAGCUGAACUUGAAGAACCAACGAAAGCUUCUAGCGAUCCGCGCCGAGCUGGAGCGCGAUCUGCGCAACCAGAUGAAGCGCCAGUCGGAAGCGCACACGGACCACCUGACCGACGCGCUGGCCCAGAAGGAAGUCGAGAUGAAGCGCAAGUUCCAGCGCGAGUUGGACGAGAAGAUCACCACCGAACAGGCCGCGUACAAGCUGCAGCUGGCGGCGAUGUUGGGCAAGCUGAAGGGCAUGGAUGCCGCACUGAAAGAGAUCGACGACGGCAUGAAAGAGCGCGCCGAUGCCGAGAAGAGUGCCCACCAGGCCCAAGCCCUGUGGGGAGCCUGCCAGUCGCUGUGGGCGUCGAUCCGUAGCGGUCAGCCGGGCAAGUCCUGGCGCGAACAGCUGCGACCGCUCCGGGACGAAAUUAGCGCCGUUGGCCGGGCGGCCGAAGGUGACGAACUGGUCGGAGUGGUGCUGAAGGGCCUCCCUGAGCAGGCCAAGGGUCGCGGUGUCUACCCGGAGGAUGCCCUGCGUGAACGGUUCAUCAAGGUGGAGGAGGUGGCCCGUAGGCUGGCGUUGAUUCCGGCCGAAGGUGCUCGCCUGCCGAUGUACUUCCUGUCGUAUCUGCAGGCCGCCCUGAUCGCCCGCCCCGAUGUGCCCAUUUCGAAGGACGAGCUGGAGAACAAACCGUUCGAUUUCGCCAAACUGGACACGUACGACAUCCUGAACCGCGCCCGCUACUGGCUGGAUCGGGGUGACCUCGUCAAGACCGUUCAGUACGUGAACCUGCUCCAGGGUGCACCCCGAAAGGCGGCGCUGGACUGGCUGAAUGAGGCCCGUCUGCUGCUCGAGACCCAGCAGGCUGCCAGCACGCUCAUGGCACACGCCGCCUCGAGUGGAGUUCGUUUCCUGUAAGACCCAACCAGCCAGCAGCGUCUGUUGUUUUGUGUUUACGUGUCCCAUUUAAUUCCACCCAACGACUCCAGCUGUAAGAUUCAAAAGUUCUAGAAGAUGCGGGAACCGCGACUUGUGCGAGCGACGACAGUGGUUAUUAAUUUUUAAAAAGUUUAACGACAUUUAGCUGAAAAUCCCAUUCUAGUAGCGAAGAAGAGAAUGCACCGGAAACAUUUUCAAGUAUUGCGCCGAAACUAAUAAAAAAUGAAGAUUGUGCUGGAAAGGAAAAUUAGCUAACCUGGUGGUGCUUAUGUUAGGAUUGAGCAAUCGGAACAGACAAGUGAAAGUGAAUGGUAAUGGCAUUGGCAAAGUUUGCGGGAGCGGAGAGGUUGGACAUUUUGUUCAAAAUUCAAACAAGUACUCUGUAAGGCACAUUAAUUUAAUAAACAAACAUAAAUCCA